UGAACUAAAGUAAGAAAGAAACAGUUUUGUAUAAUCUGUAUUAACAUAAAAAUAUUGUACAUAUGUACAUCUUGUAUUGUAGCUUUCUGAGAAAUUAACAACAUUUACAGAAGCUCGAAUGGACGAAAGUUUUAAUAAUUGGCGCAAUUCGCCGUCUACCAAGAACAGUCAAUCCAUUCUUAUUUCCGACAGUGAUGAAGAAGAAGAUAAUGUUAAAACUGCUGAGAAAGAGCAGAUCUAUGUGAUUGAAAGUGAUGAAAGUAGUCUAAGCGCGUCUAGAAAUGUAACACCAACAAAAAAGUCUAACUCUGUGUCAUCUAGAAAUUCAUCGUUAACAGAAGAAGCAGUGAAACAUAGAAUUAAAAAGUAUAUUUUGUAUGACUCUGACAGUACAGGUGUUCCUAAUGAAAAUGAUUCUUCAUCAUCUACUCACAGUAGAACUGAUGACACAUAUGAGGAUAGUUCAGAUGAUGAGACUGAAUCAGAAGUGGAAAAGAAUAAAAAAAGAAAGAAGGGAGGUCUCCAACGUGUUCAAGCUGGUGCAUCUAAUAUAUUUGAAAAUUCUACUAUGGACGAAGAAAACAAUUCUGAAACUGCAAUAUCUAUAGCAAAACAAGAGAUUGGUGUUGGUAAUAUAGAUCCACUGGUUGCACAACAAAGAGCUCUUCUUGCUUGUAAAAAGGAGCAGUUGAGGAAACAGUUGAGUAAGACACAGUUGCUAUUUGAUACUGGUAAUGUCGACUUACUGCCGGAUAAGGGAGAAAAAUUGCGCGAGAGCAUUGCGAUGCAAAAAAGGGAAUUAGAAUUAAUUACAGCUGAACUGGAAGGUACACCUUUAACGGAAACUGCAUCAGUUAAAACUGAUUCAGAAGAAAUAUUUCCUAUCUAUAAAUAUUUACCAAAUGCGACAGCAAAUUUGUCUUCAAGAGAACUUGGGAAAAAGGCACAGACAACAUUAGAAAAAGAGACAGCUUUAACAGCUGAUAGACUACAAGAUUUACAUGGAUCUAUUGUAGCUAGACCGUCCGAAAAUGAGAGAGCAGAAGAUCCACAGGGUUUGAAUGUAAAAUUAAUGCCACAUCAACAACACGCGUUAGCGUGGUUAACGUGGAGGGAGCAACAAAAACCACCCGGAGGUGUUCUUGCUGAUGACAUGGGUUUGGGCAAGACAUUGACAAUGAUAUCUCUUAUCUUAGAUAGUAACGCUAAAAAGAAUGUUCAAAAGAUGGACGAAUUUGACGAUGACGAAUGGACGGAUAAUUAUAAGCCGUUACGACAUAAAGGAGGUACACUUGUGGUUUGCCCAGCGUCUUUGUUGUCACAAUGGGAAAAUGAAAUACAUCACAAAUGUAAAAGGCGUAUGCUUUCUGUGGUAGUUCAUCACGGUACUAAUCGGGAAAAUGUACCAAAAAGAUUAGCAAAACAUGACGUGGUUAUUACAACGUAUAACAUACUAGCCCGUGAAUUUAAAACCAGAUCCACGGUAUACAAGAUUCAUUGGGAAAGAGUAAUACUAGACGAGGCACAUAUAAUCCGAAAUCAUAAAAGUCAAGGAUCCCAAUCAGUUUGCGAGCUGGUGGCAAAUAAACGAUGGGCUCUUACUGGAACACCGAUUCAAAAUAAAGAGAUGGAUUUAUAUUCUAUUUUGAAAUUUCUCAAAUGUUCUCCUUUCGAUGAUAUACGCGUGUGGAAACGUUGGGUAGAUAAUAAAAAUGCCGCUGCUUGUCAGAGAUUAGCAACCGUGAUGAAAGCAUUGAUGUUACGUAGAACGAAACAAGAGCUUCAAGCUAGCGGUGCGUUAGACUGUUUACCAGAGAAAUUUAUUGAAGAAGUAUUUGUAGAACUCGAUUCCCACGAGCAGUUGGUGUACGAAAAAGUUCUCGUCUUUUCUCGUACAUUGUUCGCUCAAUUUUUGGCUCAAAGAGCCGAGAAAGAGCAUAUGUUUGAUUUAGCAGGUGGAAAAUACGACAGGCCAACUUUUCUUUCAAAUCCAAAUAAGAAUACUCAGUUUACUAAAGCCCAGAAUAAGUUAUUGUCGUUACACGCUGACGUUAAAACGCACGAAAUCUUGGUUCUCUUACUGAGAUUACGUCAAAUUUGUGUUCAUCCUUCUCUUAUUCAUUCGAUGCUAGACCAAGAAGAUAUGCAAGAAAACGGAAUAACUGAUCCAGAAAAUUUAGAUCCUGGCGUGUUGAUGCAACUAAAUAAUAUAACGUUAUGUGAUGACGAUGGGGAUGCGAAUGAUGAAAAAGAUACUGGCGUUGAUCACAGAGUAACCAAUAAUUUACUCACGUCUCAAAAUCCUGUUUUCAAGUCUAACCGUGUCAGUUCUAAGAUGAAGGCAGUGCUCGACACGGUAACAGAAAUUUUACAGACAGGCGACAAAAUGAUCAUUGUUUCUCAAUGGACAAGCGUCUUGAAUAUUGUUGCAUCUUGUUUGUCUUCGGUAAAAGGUGCAACUUUCAGUAUGUUCACUGGCAACGUGCCCAUCAAAGAAAGACAGGGUAUAAUGGAUUCGUUUAACAUUCCGAAUAGCAAUCCAAAAAUAUUGUUGUUAUCGCUGACUGCAGGAGGUGUUGGAUUAAAUCUGGUAGGAGGAAAUCACUUACUGUUAAUAGAUAUCCAUUGGAAUCCGCAACUUGAAGUACAAGCUCAGGACAGGAUUUAUCGGUUUGGACAAAGAAAGGAUGUUCAUAUAUAUAAGUUUAUUUGUAAGAAUACGAUAGAAGAGCGUAUAAAGCAAUUACAAGAAAGGAAAAUAGAAAUUGCUCAGAACGUUCUAACCGGUCACAAAAACACUGGCGCCUCGAAACUUACGUUCAACGAUCUCAAAUCUCUAUUCGCUCUCUAAAAGAAAAGGAUAGAGAAGAAAGGCGUGCCAUGUAAGUCUAGGAAACUCGGCAUUUUACCAUGCUUCUUCCUUAACGUAUCCGUUAUCGUUUACAU
Molecule: messenger RNA, 2946 nt
Organism: Osmia bicornis bicornis
Lineage: Eukaryota; Metazoa; Arthropoda; Insecta; Hymenoptera; Megachilidae
Gene: lds
Product: transcription termination factor 2-like
Exons: 10
Coding region: 119-2851 (910 amino acids)
Molecular function (GO): ATP binding; ATP-dependent chromatin remodeler activity
Source: RefSeq, a predicted model, not a curated record